Molecule: messenger RNA, 904 nt
Organism: Fusarium vanettenii 77-13-4
Lineage: Eukaryota; Fungi; Ascomycota; Sordariomycetes; Hypocreales; Nectriaceae
Product: 40S ribosomal protein S5
Exons: 3
Coding region: 82-723 (213 amino acids)
Biological process (GO): ribosomal small subunit assembly; translation
Cellular component (GO): ribosome; cytosolic small ribosomal subunit
Molecular function (GO): mRNA binding; structural constituent of ribosome; rRNA binding
Source: RefSeq, a predicted model, not a curated record
CUUCACGAAAAAUACCAUCUCGACAUCCGCAACACUAACCGCAGCCCGUCAGUCCCGGAACCCACGACUGCAACAGCAAACAUGUCUGACGCCGGCGAGAUCGAGGUCGAGAACACCGCCCUCUACGAGGUGCUCCCCAAGGACGUUGUCAAGGAGGUUGGCAACGUCAAGCUCUUCAACAAGUGGGACUACGAUGUCGAGGUCCGCGACAUCUCCCUGACUGACUACAUUUCCCUGCGAAACCCCGUCUACGUCACCCACACUGCUGGCCGAUAUGCCACCAAGCGAUUCCGAAAGGCCAACUGCCCCAUCAUUGAGCGAUUGACCAACUCGCUCAUGAUGCACGGCCGCAACAACGGAAAGAAGCUCAUGGCUGUCCGAAUUGUUGCCCACGCCUUCGAGAUCAUCCACCUGAUGACCGACCAGAACCCCAUCCAGGUCGCUGUUGACGCCAUUGUCAACUGCGGUCCCCGUGAAGACUCUACCCGAAUCGGUUCCGCCGGUACCGUCCGACGACAAGCCGUUGAUGUUUCUCCCCUCCGCCGAGUCAACCAGGCUAUCGCCCUCCUCACCACUGGUGCCCGCGAGGCCUCUUUCCGCAACGUCAAGUCUAUUGCUGAGUGCCUUGCUGAGGAGCUGAUCAACGCCGCCAAGGGUUCCAGCAACUCUUACGCUAUCAAGAAGAAGGACGAGCUGGAGCGUGUCGCCAAGAGCAACCGAUAAAAGGUGCAACGGCGGAUUCAUGACGGGAGGGGUUGCGGCUUUGGCGUGUUCCGGCAUGUUUCGAAAUGCAUUUUGCGUUCAUCGGGUCUGGGAACGCGGCUAUGGAUUUUCUUAGGUGGCUCUAGAUUCAAUAAAAAAAAGUCGGGCUCCCUGAGAGUUGAAUGAACUCAUAUUUCUUGUC